This is a messenger RNA of Rhodotorula toruloides NP11, 1812 nucleotides long. RefSeq lists its product as uncharacterized. Lineage: Eukaryota; Fungi; Basidiomycota; Microbotryomycetes; Sporidiobolales; Sporidiobolaceae. The transcript has 2 exons. The record is from RefSeq and is a predicted model, not a curated record. Bases 1 to 1812 code for a protein of 603 amino acids.
AUGUCCGCGGCACCUUUCGCGAAUGCCUCGGCGGCGUCGCGCAUGUCAGAGGAGGCGGUCGACCUGAUUUGCUCGUUCGCGCGCGAUAUGUACUGGCCAGACUCGACCCGCACUCUUCGCGUCCUUAUGCUGACCUCGCGCCAAUUCGUCUCUUCAGCGAUUCGUGCGCUCCUUUACGACCCGACCCGACGACUGCGCCAUGGUUGGCACAGCUUUGUGGACCUCGCAUUCAAGCUCUCCGACCAACCGCACCUCGGUACCCACGUCAAGCGUCUCGACAACCUUGCAGGACUACUCGCAAGCGUGUCCGCGUGGUACGACCACUGGAUGCUACCCGAGCAAGAGUUCGUUGUGGCAAUCUUCUUGCGACACUGUCCUACGGUGCGAAGCAUUGGAAUCCCCGCAGAUCUGCCGUCGUCAAGGUGGGCCAAGGAGCUCAACCGCCUUCCGCGACUUCAGCAAGUCACGAUUUCGCAAUCGAUCUCUGACGAAGAAGAGCACUUCUUUGAGGUGGCUGAGGUUCUCCACCGCGUCGUCGGGCUAGCGAUCCCCAACCUUCGACUGGAAGACAUCUCCUGGGACGAUCAAGACCUGCUUCAACAUCGUCAGCUUACCCUGCACAUCGCAGAUCUUACCAUAUUCGACUGCCAUGUUGGUGGCAGUCGCUGGGAACUGCUUCCACUCUCAUGCCCACAACUUCGCCGUUUCGAGUUCAGACCAUGGGUUCCCCCGCAUGGUCUGCCUCUCGCUCUCCUACCGGCAACUCUCGAGACUCUCGUCAUCGGACCACCAGUCAAGAUCGGCCUCGCUACCGUCAUUGGCUCGCGCACAGACCGCGGGCGGUGGGCUUUGCCGCUGCAUGCUCUGCCUUUCCUUCCGUCGUUGCGAUACGCUGAGUUUUCGUAUUCGUGGAUCAAGCACGACGACCUUCGCGCACUCGCAUCAAACUGUCCUGUACUCGAGGUUCUCCGUCUUACUAACGCGACUUGGCAUCCUGACGAAUGGAGGAAUGGAUGGAUGUCGGAUGCGCGACUUUCAGCGUUUCUCCCCCGGUUCUCUUCCCUUCGGCAAGUCAACCUCGGCUACAUUCCCGACUCCACCGAGCUCUCGGACGACGCAUGGCGGGGGAUCCCGCGGACGCGACGCUACUGCCGCGAGAAGAACAUCCACCUCGACUACGCCUACACCUCGGAUUUGCCAGAAGUUGGGUCGACGGACCGCGCGCAGGACGACACGACUGCUUCGCCGAGUAGCGUGUGGACCGACGACUACGACUUCGGACCAGUCGACGACUUUGCUCGCCGCGAUCCGCCUAUCGAGUUCCCAUGGGAACUCUUCGAGGACUGCGGUCUCUCUGACUACGACUACGGCUCGUCGUCUUCCAUAAGCAGCUCAGACGAGGACGGCGACUGGAUCCCGCCAGACUGGGGCUACCGCACCGUCGGACCCGCCGACUUCGCCGCCGCUCAUCCGCCUUCUUCGCCGUCGUACCUCCCGCCGUCGCCUCGCGAGGAGCAGAUCGUCUUCGAAGAAGUGCAGACGGUGGGCUGGGAGGCGGAGGAGUCGUCGGAGCACAAGGGAGAGGAGGAGCUGCAGAUUGACUGGAGCGGGUCGAGUGACGGGGAGGAUGCGGACAGGGCUUGGCGCGAGUUCGAGGGCGCUUUCGACGACCUGGAUGCGCUGACGCAGCAGGCGCUAUCGAGCAACGAGGAACUUCUCCCGAGUCACCGCCUCGACCCGAAUGGACGGCUGCGAACGGCACAUUACGGCGCUAUGCAAAAAGCUGCGGAGGAUGCUAAAGGCUAUGGGUAA